Lactuca saligna is the source of this 375-nucleotide messenger RNA. NCBI's taxonomy places the organism in Eukaryota, Viridiplantae, Streptophyta, Magnoliopsida, Asterales, Asteraceae. The record is from the annotation of a GenBank genome assembly.
AUGGGUCUCUCUCUCUCUCUCUCUCUCUCUCUCUCUCUCGUUCUUGGAUACCACCAGCAAGGGAAGAAGAACUGGUGGCUGCCCCCACCUCUGCAACUCCCUUCCUCCGUUAUUUUCUUUCCCGUCGAUCAAAUAGCCCAAACACCCUAUGUUCACUUCGUGUGCUACCCACCUCCACAGCCGUCAACAAAAGGGGAAAGCAGCCGAGAGGAGCAACGGAGCAGCCAUAUUGCCAUCACCAUCGAUGCUUCAACCAUCUUUGAGCCUGUCACCGCCUUCAGCUCCUGCGCUUCUUCUGUCUUAGAAAGAAUCAAAAAGGGGUUGCUGCCUCCGAUGUUUGCUCCGAGGAAACACCCACUUCGGUGGUGGGUUUAG